Suricata suricatta (meerkat) is the source of this 1256-nucleotide messenger RNA. It is a transcript of the gene CFAP36, whose product is annotated as cilia and flagella associated protein 36. The record is from RefSeq and is a predicted model, not a curated record. Lineage: Eukaryota; Metazoa; Chordata; Mammalia; Carnivora; Herpestidae. Gene Ontology annotation, cellular component: axoneme; ciliary base. The transcript is spliced from 10 exons. Bases 167 to 1186 code for a protein of 339 amino acids.
AUAGCGACCAUUUUACGUUAACUGGUUUGUGGGUUUCGUCCAGGUAGCAGAGCGACUGCGGGAACAACUCUUUCUUCUCCCGUUCUGUCUCGGCCCGCUGCGGCCGUAGGGCUUUAGCUGGCUCCGGCGGUCUGGCCGAGGGUUCCGUGGCGUCCCACCAAGCGGGAUGGCUGCGGAAGAAGAGGAUGAGGUGGAAUGGGUGGUGGAGAGCAUCGCUGGGUUCCUGCGCGGCCCGGACUGGUCCAUCCCCAUCUUGGACUUUGUGGAGCAGAAAUGUGAAGUUUUUGAUGAUGAAGAAGAAAGCAAAUUGACCUAUACAGAGAUUCAUCAGGAAUACAAAGAACUAGUUGAAAAGCUGUUGGAAAGUUACCUCAAAGAAAUUGGAAUUAAUGAAGAUCAAUUUCAAGAAGCAUGCACUUCUCCUCUGGCAAAGACACGAACAUCGCAGGCCAUUUUGCAACCUGUGUUGGCAGCAGAAGAUUUUACUAUUUUUAAGACAAUGAUGGUCCAGAAAAACAUUGAAAUGCAGCUGCAAGCCAUUCGAAUAAUUCAAGAGAGAAAUGGUGUAUUACCUGACUGCUUAACAGAUGGUUCUGAUGUGGUCAGUGAUCUUGAACAGGAAGAGAUGAAAAUCCUGAGGGAAGUUCUUAGAAAAUCAAAAGAGGAAUAUGAUCAGGAAGAAGAAAAGAAGAGAAAAAAGCAGUUAUCAGAGACUAAAACAGAAGAGCCUCCAGUGCAUGCUAAUGAAACUGCAAAAAUGAAUUCCCAAGGGGAUGGUGAACAUUUUGCACACCUGCCAUCAGAAGUUAAAGUGCAUUUUGCUAAUCAACCUUUAGCAAGAAAGCUGGAAAUGCUGCCUGAAACUUCCUCCUUCCAAGAAAAAGGCCUGAAGAUUCCUGGCUUAGAACAUGCAAGCAUGGAAGGACCAAUAGCAAAUUUAUCAACACUUGGAACAGAAGAGCUCAGGCAACGAGAGCGCUAUCUCAAGCAGAAGCGUGAUCAGUUGAUGUCCAUGAGAAAGGACAUGAAGACUAAGCAGAUACAAAAUUCUGAGCAGAAGGGAAAACCUGCUGGGGAAGUAGAGGAAAUGACAGAGAAACCAGAAAUGACAGCAGAGGAGAAGCAAACAUUACUAAAGAGGAGAUUGCUUGCAGAGAAACUUAAAGAAGAAGUUAUUAAUAAGUAACUUAAAAAGCAAUUUAGCAAAACAGAAGUUCAAAUUUUCUUAAAAAUAAAUUAUUUAAUCCUUAAACUGA